AUGGCGUCACUGCUGCCACUGCUCUGCCUCUGCGUCGCAGCCGCGCACCUGGCUGAGGCGCGAGAUGCCUUCCCCACCGAGGGGCCCACAGGGACCGCGUGGGGGUUCCACGGACAGUCACCACCCUCUGGCCAGCCCUCACCAGCCCUGGACAACUGGGAAGAGGCCAGCGAGUGGACGUCCUGGUUCAACGUGGACCACCCGGGCGGCGACGGCGACUUCGAGAGCCUGGCGGCUAUCCGCUUCUACUACGGGCCGGCGCGCGUGUGCCCGCAGCCUCUGGCGCUGGAGGCACGCACCACGGACUGGGCCCUGCCGGCCACCGUCGGCGAGCGCGUGCACUUGAAUCCUACGCGCGGCUUCUGGUGCCUCAACCGGGAGCAACCGCGCGGCCGCCGCUGCUCCAACUACCACGUGCGCUUCCGCUGCCCGCUUGAGGCUGCGUGGGGCACAUGGGGCCCGUGGGGUCCCUGCUCGGGGAGCUGCGGGCCAGGCCGUCGCUCGCGCCGCCGCAGCUGCCCCGUUGAGGACAAGUGUCCCGGGCGUCCGCUGGAGGCCCAGAAGUGCGUGCGGCCUCAGUGCCCAGGGUGCAACCCUGAUACCUGUGGGUGCCCGAACCAUGUUCUCCUGGGUGUGGUGGUCACCCCAUCGGGGCGACCACUACCAGCAAGGGUCUUUCUGCAAGGCCGGCCAGGCACCGUGGCCACCAGCAAUGCCCACGGAAACUUCCGGGUACCUGGCAUUUGUGCCAGCAGCCGGGCCAACAUCAGCGCCCAGGUGGACGGCUUCUCUGCAGGCGUGGCCCAGGCCCAGGCUAAUGGCUCCGUCUCAGCUGUGGUCACUGUUGUUCUUAAGAAGUUGGAGAAGCCAUACCUGAUGAAGCACCCUGAGUCCCGAGUGCGAGAGGCAGGCCAGAAUGUGACCUUCUGCUGCAAAGCCGCAGGCACCCCCACACCCAAGAAAUACUCCUGGUUCCACAACGGGACCCUGCUGAAUAGGAGAGAGCUCCGGUACGGGGCCCAACUGGAGCUGCGGGGACUGCGCCCAGACCAGGCAGGCACCUACCACUGCAAGGCCUGGAAUGACGCGGGCACCAUCCGCUCAGCUGCUGCCUGGCUCACCGUGCUGGCUCCGGGCCAGCCAGCCUGCGAUCCCCAGCCCCUAGAGCACCUGAUCAAGCUCCCAGAUGAUUGUGGUCAGCCAGAUGGCAGCCCUGCCUACCUGGAUGUGGGCCGCUGCCCUGAUGUGCGCUGCCCUGGCCCCCUGGUCUCCGGCCCCCGGUGUGGGGACUCCAGCACCCGCUGCUGCUCUGUGCGGCGCCUGCAGAGCCAGGCGGUCCGCUGCUCUGGUUAUGUCCUCCCUGUGAAGGUGGUGGCUGAGUGUGGCUGCCAGAAGUGCCUACCCUCGCGGGCCCUGGUCCGGGGCCGUGUGGUGGCUGCCGACUCAGGGGAGCCCCUGCGCUUCGCCCGCAUCCUGCGGGGCCAUGAGCCUAUCGGCUUCACCUCCUACCAGGGUGACUUCACUAUUGAGGUGCCACCAUCCCCGGAGCGCCUGGUGCUGACCUUCCUGGAUCCCAGUGGUGAGUUCGUGGAUGCCGUCAGGGUUCUGCCAUUUGACCCGUGGGGCACUGGUGUGUACCAUGAGGUCAAGGCCAUGCGGAAGCGAGUCCCGGUCAUCUUGGACGCCACUCAGAGCAACAGGAUCCCACUUGGUGAGCUGAGGGACGAGGCCCCCAUGGGCGAGCUUGUCCUGCCUCCAGGGGCAUUCCGUUUUGCCAAUGGCCGGCCCUACCUGGGUGCUGUGGAGGCCCGAGUGACCUUCGUGGAUCCCCGCGACCUGGCCUCUGUAGCUGCUGCCCCCAGUGACCUGCUCUUCCUGGACCACGAUGGGGAGCUGACACCACUGCGCACAUAUGGCAUGUUCUCCGUGGACCUCCGUGCCACCAGCUCUGGGGAGCAGCUGCAGGCUGGGCCCCUGGCCGUGCGCGUGGCUGCUGGGCAGAUCCACAUGGCUGGCCACGCAGAGGCACUCAGGCUGUGGUCACUGGACCCCAGCACAGGCCUGUGGGAGGAGGAGGGCCGCUUCCAGCGUGAGGCACCCACCGGCCCCCGGGUACGCCGGGAGGAGCGGGUCUUCCUGGUGGGUAAUGUGGAGGUUCGAGAGCGGCGCCUGUUCAACCUGGACGUGCCCGAGCGCCGCCGAUGCUUUGUGAAGGUACGUGUCUACGCCAACGACAAGUUCACACCCAGCGAGCAGGUGGAGGGUGCCGUUGUCACGCUGGUCAACCUAGAACCUGCACCUGGCUUCUCAGCCAACCCCCGUGCCUGGGGCCGCUUUGACAGUGCCGUCACUGGCCCCAAUGGCGCCUGCCUCCCUGCCUUCUGCCACGAAGAACAGCCCGAUGCCUACACUGCCCUUGUCACAGCCACCCUGGGGGGUGAAGAGCUGGAACCCGCGCCCUCCCGACCCCGCCCACUUCCGGCUGCCGUUGGCGUCACGCAGCCCUACCUGGACAGGCUGGACUACAGGCGCACAGACCACGAGGACCCUGCUUUUAAACGAAAUGGCUUCCGUAUCAACAUGGCCAAGCCCAGGCCCGGCAACCCUGCUGAGGCCCGUGGGCCCGUGUACCCCUGGCGCAGCCUGCGCGAGUGCCAGGAGGCCCCUUUGACUGAUAGCCACUUCCGCUUUGCUCGUGUAGAGGCCGACAGAUAUGAGUAUAACGUGGUGCCCUUCCGUGAGAGUGCGCCUGCCUCCUGGACCAGCGAUUUCCUGGCCUGGUGGCCCAACCCACAGGAAUUCCGGGCCUGCUUCCUCAAGGUGCGCAUCCAGGGCCCCCAGGAGUACAUGGUGCGUGCCCGCAGUGCUGGGGGCAUCCACCCACGCACCCAGGGCCAGCUCUAUGGGCUUCGGGACGCCCGCAGUGUCCGAGAUCCCCAGCAGCCCAGCACAUCUGCCGCCUGUGUAGAGUUUAAGUGCAGUGGGAUGCUGUUUGACCAGCAACUGGCAGACAGGACGCUGGUGACCAUCACACCACAGGGCAGCUGCCGCCGCACGGCCAUCAACACACUGCUGCACGACUACCUGGCCAGGCACCCCCCACCUGUGCCGACUGAUGACCCCAUCGCCUUCUCUAUGCUGGCCCCACUGGACCCGCUGGGUCACAACUAUGGCGUCUAUACUGUCACUGACCAGAGCCCACGGCUGGCCAAGGAGAUCGCCAUUGGCCGCUGCUUCGAUGGUUCCUCUGAUGGCUUCUCACGGGAGAUGAAGGCCGACGCUGGCACCGCCGUCACCUUCCAGUGCCAGGAGCCACCCACCGGCCGGCCCAGCCUCUUCCAGCGGCUGCUGGAGUCCCCAGCAUCGGCUCUGGGUGACAUCCGCCAGGAGAUGGGUGAGGUGGCCCGAGCCCAGGCUCGUGCCACUGGCCCCCUCCGCACCCGCCAGGGCAGAGCCUGGCAGUGA
Molecule: messenger RNA, 3465 nt
Organism: Trichechus manatus latirostris (Florida manatee)
Lineage: Eukaryota; Metazoa; Chordata; Mammalia; Sirenia; Trichechidae
Gene: CILP2
Product: cartilage intermediate layer protein 2
Exons: 8
Coding region: 1-3465 (1154 amino acids)
Source: RefSeq, a predicted model, not a curated record